Physella acuta is the source of this 3226-nucleotide messenger RNA. RefSeq names its product protein O-mannosyl-transferase TMTC1. Lineage: Eukaryota; Metazoa; Mollusca; Gastropoda; Physidae. Gene Ontology annotation, molecular function: protein binding. The record is from RefSeq and is a predicted model, not a curated record.
CUUGCCAGGAGACGGCAGAGACUGACCACCACCGUGACGUCAACGACAACAUCACCCCCUGCCCCGGGUCCGCGAGGGCCACCCAUGUUUGGGCCAUGCUGUCGGCCAUGCUGUUGGCCGUGGCCGCCAUGUUGUGUAAGGAGACUGGGAUCACGGUUUUGGGCGUGGUCUUCUGCUAUGACGUCAUCGUGACGAGAAACGAUAUCAGAAGGGACUUCAUGCAAAGAACUUUGUCUGUUAACUCUGUACGAUGUGUCAAACGUUGUGUCGUCAUCACAAUAACGGUGGUCACGGCUCUGCUAGUGAGGGGGUUGGCCAUGAACUUUCAGCAGCCGACCUUCAAACAGGAGGACAACCCGGCGGCUUUCGCUACGUCAUUUCUAGCCAGGUCAUUGACCUUCAACUAUCUGUCGUAUUUCAAUGCGUGGCUGCUACUCAACCCGUCUCUGCUGAGCUACGAUUGGUCAGGGACGAGCAUUCCCCUGAUUGAGUCAUGGGCUGAUCAUCGCAAUGUAUACACGCUGGCGUUCUACGUGACGUCACUUCUUGUAUGCUGCGCAUGUCUGAGGACGAUGAGUGGCCAGGAAAACAAAGACAGCACAAGAACCAAAGCGAGGUUGCUGCCUGUUGUUGCCGUGCUGAUGAUGGUGCUGCCCUACAUUCCCGCCUCCAAUCUCUUCUUCACUGUUGGCUUUGUCGUGGCCGAGAGAAUACUUUACAUCCCCAGUAUUGGCUUCUGUCUGCUGGUCGCCCACGGUCAUCAGGUGCUGAGCUCGAGGUUUCCUAAGUUCAAGGUCGCGCUGAUGGUCAGCUUUGUUUGUCUUCUGGUCGUCAUGGCGACCCGAACCAUCCACAGAAACAAAGUCUGGGACUCCAGAAGCUCGUUGUUCAGGUCAGGGGUCAAGGAUUUGCCAGAAAAUGGGAAGGUUCACUACAACAUGGCCAACUUGUUGAGGGACGAAGGGGACAUCAAAAUGGCGGAGGUCCAUUACCGUCUGGCUAUCAAGUACAAUCCCAACCAUGCAAGCUACCACCUUAAUCUGGGGGCGGUGCUAGCUAACAGCACAGAGUCAAAAAUGUGCUACCUGGAGGCCUUAAGGCUAAAACCUAACCACAAAGGUGCAAUGGUUAACCUUGGUGGUUUAAUGCUAGAGGAAGGCAACCUGGCUGGUCUGAACCUAGUGGAGCGUGCCCUUGACCUUGACCCCAACUACCUUGAAGGGCUGCUCACCCUGGGUAAAUACCACCUGUUGCAGGAGGAUUACCACCCAGCUGAGGGCUACAUCACGCAAGCUUUGAGCAACCAGCCUGACAGCAUUGAUGGACAUUACUAUCAUGGGCUUUACUUGCAUAGAAAAGGAGAUCUCGACAGAGCUUUGCUUGAAUACAAGUAUGUUUUAACCAACAAACCAAAAAAUAUCUUAGCAAUGCAAAGCAUGGCUAAACUGUGUAUACAAUUAGGCAAUUUUUCAGAAGCCGUCAGCCUGCUCAACAAGGCCAUUCAGCUCCAAAGAAAUUGCAGUGAGUGUUUUAGCCUGCUUGGCAGCGUCUACUCCAAGACAGGGCAGGGUAAAGAUGCAGUGUUGACCUAUAAGCUGGCCACACAGAUGUCACCCAAUAACACCAAAGUGCAGCUCAAAUAUAUCCAGUCCCUAAAAGAAAACAACCAGAGUGAACAAGCCUGGGCUCACCUUAUCUUUCUCAUGGACAAGGUCCCCAAUGAUCUGACCGUGGUUUGGUUUGCAUUUAACUUUUCUAUGGAGCAGCGAAGAUUGGACAGUGCAGCUCAGUUCAUACAAGGUGCCUUAGAAAUAGCUGAGAAGACAGAGGACAAAGCUUUGAAACAAUUGUACAAAGAUCAAGCGGAGAUAUUUAGAUUAAAGCAAGAUUAUGAUAAUGCACUAAAGUUUUAUGAAAAGUCUUUAGAAAAAGAUCCAGAUUAUGUGGAGGCACGAAAUGGCGCUGGCGCUUUGUAUCACAUAAAGGGAAAUUAUCAAAAAGCUGAAGAAUAUUACCUUCAAGUUCUGAAGGUUGAACCAAAUAACAAACUGGCUAAAGUUAAUCUUCAAAAACUAAGAUCUUUAUACAGAUGAGGAGUAGAAGAUACAAAAAGUAUCACAGCCCAACAAGAAGGGAUUAAAAAUGGUCACAGAAAAAGUGGUGUAUGCCAAUGAAAGGACUGGUGAUAGAAAAGUGGUGCACAGGUCUAGGUAGUGACUCAUCAUCCUCUUUUCCUUUUUGUGCGCAAGACUUAUGGGGCCAUCACAGAAAGCUGCAAGACACAUGGGCCACCACAGAAAGCUCUCUCCACUUUUGUUAGUCACCGGCAAUUUUCCUGGCAGUCCCCCAUGAAAGAGGUAGAAACUGGUUACUGAAAAAAGAUUCCUAUUCAGCCACAUGAUGCUGGUCAAAACAAGGCUCUACCAUUUUACAGUGGUAUUCAGGAAACUCGGACAUGUCACUCUAUGUAGGUCAGUUUAGAUGUUUUUUCUGCACUCAUUCAUAAUAAGUGUUAGAAAUGCUACAUCACACAACUUCUUCGUUCUUAAUUUUAGUGUUGGAAGGGAUCCCCUCCAACACAAUGAAGUAUAUGUGUCAACUGGGAAUCUCCUCUCAUCACAUAACGAAAAUCAGUAUUUAUGCACAAGCUAGUUCUGCCCGAGAUAUAUUUAUUCAUAUAAAAAAAAUAGUUGUCAGGAUAACUCCGCUAAUUCCUGGUUUUACAUUUAACUUUAUUGUUUUCUUUAAUAAUAUGUUGGGUUUUUCACUACAAAUAAAUGUGCAAUAUUUACUUUUUAAUCAGUGGUAUUAUGUUCAUUUAAAAUAAAGUUUAGAAUUUUAGACCACCUAAAGUUCUAUUGUUUCAACAGCUAUUUUUUAAAUUUUAAUAUGUCUUGUAUUUGUAUAUGUAAGUUUGUCAUGUAUUAAUAACAAUACAUGUGCCUUAAAUAUACAUUAAGAUACAAAUCAAUUUUUUUAAUUAUUCGAGAAUACCAGAAUGAGUGUUAUUUCUAGAUAUAAAUAUUAAUCACUACAAAAACAAUAGUGUUUAAACUACAUUUUAGAAACUCAAUACCAUUAAAUUAUGAGGUCAGCAAUAAUAGACCUUUAAUUAAAGAUUUACGAUGAAUUUGCUUUUACUUAAGCAUACAACAUGAAUUAGUAUAAUUAAUAGAAUAGAAAUAUAAUUUAUUAAAAGAGUUAUUAUUCUCUUCUUAAUUAUGUU